Molecule: messenger RNA, 4091 nt
Organism: Perca fluviatilis (European perch)
Lineage: Eukaryota; Metazoa; Chordata; Actinopteri; Perciformes; Percidae
Gene: znf526
Product: zinc finger protein 526
Exons: 8
Coding region: 396-3659 (1087 amino acids)
Biological process (GO): regulation of transcription by RNA polymerase II
Molecular function (GO): RNA polymerase II cis-regulatory region sequence-specific DNA binding; DNA-binding transcription factor activity
Source: RefSeq, a predicted model, not a curated record
UUAGUUUCACAAGAAUGGAGGAGAUCGGCGGGCAAACGUUUCAUUUCACGCAUUGAAAUGCAAUUUCCCCACGGACACCAUUCAUAUUUUAGUAUUUCCACGCCACAGAUGGUGACAAGGGACUAACAAAAACGCACACACUUGAGUGAACGAAGAGUGAUGACUACACGAGGGAUUGUCCAACGAGAGUGUGCUCUUACACUGGCCAUCUGGAUGACAAAAGCAGUCUUCAUUCACGGACACAGCAGUGAAUUUUCAGUACAACAACUCAUCACCUGUCACACACACAGUCUUCCAUGAUACACUUGCAACCUACAUAGGCCAACACACACACACACACACACACACACACACACACACACACACACACACACACACACACACAGAGUACCAGCAUGGACGAGCAGCAGGAGGAGGCAGAGGGUGUGUAUGUGGAGCACCAGUAUAUGUGCAGUGAGUGCCACCAGCUCUUCAACACCCUUGAGGAUGUGCUGAUCCACCAGCAGAUCCACACUGGCCAAGAGGGAGAAGGAGAAGGAGAGGCAAUGGCCAUCCAGGAUGUCCAAGAGAUGGGGCAAAGCCAGCAGUACCAGUGUCUGGAGUGUGGGGCUCUCCUCGUGAACCCAGAGGAACUGCUGCAGCACCAGGAGAUGCACAUGAGAGAGGCGGGGAUGGAGGUGGAGCAUCAAGAGCUGUGUGAGGUUUUGGAGACAGAGGAACGGUCAGAGGGUGAGAUGGCGGGACCUGUUCAGUACCAGUGUCUUGACUGUUUGGCUCUGUUUGACUCACCUGAGACCUGGCUGGAGCACCGGCGGACCCACAGCAGGAGCAGCACACACAGUAACACAGAGACCAUGUUGGAAUAUGUGCUACAGUCGGAUGGCACCAUCACUCCACUGAACAAUAUGCAGAACUAUGUGCUGAGUGAGCAGCAGGCUGGGGAGAUUUUGGCACAGGUACUUGCUCAGCAGCAGCAGCAACAACCGCAACAACAACAACAACAGAAGAAACGUCAAUCUGUUUCAAAAUCUGCUGCAGCCUCCCGUUCCUCCCUGCUGCCUCCAGUGACCGCGACCCCCGGCUCUGCCACAAUGCACCUGCAGAUUCUCACAGCUCAAGCUCUGGCAGACAACUCCACCACCCCCAGUCAGCGACGCUCCAAGCUGCCCCCCCUGUUGCCUGCUGUGGGCCGAGGCUCUUCGAGAAAGUUGGGGGUCCUGGAGAACGGGGGGAAGAGACUGGAGUUAAGGUUGGCUCCCAGGAUCCAGGAUGACACCCAGCAGCAGCAGCAGCAGCAGCCAACAGAGACGGUGGUCAGCCACCCUUAUGAGUGCUCAGAAUGCUCCCUUCUCUUCCAGACCCCAGAGGACUUCCUCCAGCACCAGGGAGAGCACUUCCUGGCUCAGGACAAAGAGAGUGGAGAGCCAGGCGUCAUGAGUGGCAUCGAGGAGGUUCGAGGGAGGGAAGAGACUACAGAGAAGGUGGAGGACGUUAGGAUUCGAGUAGCAGAGAAGAAAGCAGCUGCCUGGGCCAAGCCCCAACAAUGUGAGCUCUGUAGCCGCACCUUCACCUCCGUCAACCGGCUGGCUGCUCACAAACGUGUGCACGAGCAGGGCACCCAUGAAUGUCCAGAGUGUGGCAGGGUGUUCAAGAAGGCAACGUCACUGCAGACACACAUGCGGACACACUCAGGCGUGGCCAGGUACUUGUGUGUGGACUGUGGCAAUGGCUUCACCACUGAGAUGACUCUUAUCAUGCACAGGAAGUCCCACACUGCAGAUCCCCUUCACAAGUGUCAGUUCUGCAACAAAACCUUCACCAACAUGACCAAGUACCUCUACCACCGUAGGAUCCACCUCAACCGAGAUCCACCUGGCACGCCCGUCCCUGUCUCCAUGGUCUCAGCUCCAAGAAGAGCAUCUCCCUCUGCUCUGGCCAUCCUACAGAGAGCAAGAGAGAAGAAUAGUCUCACGGAUGAGACAAAGAUCAGCCUGCUGGCCCCUCUCACAGAGGAUGAGAUGGAAAAAUUGGGAGAAGAUCCAAUACAAAGUUGUCCGACCACAGUGGAAGGAGGUGAAGUGGAGAAGCAGGGGGAGGACAACAACAUGGAGGUGUCUGCCCCACUUUUAGGCAACACCAGUGACCCCCAGCAGGUGGAGGACGCCACCAAGUCUGGCGUAGCUACACACCCUGCUCCCCUGGAGGACACUGGUGGAGGUAUCGCAGCUGGAGCUGCGCCAUCGGACAAAGGGCCCUUUUCUUGUCGUUCUUGCUCUAAGACCUUUACCUCCCAGCUACAGCUCGUUCACCAUCGACGCAAGACCCAUGUCACCGAGCGCAGCUUUCUUUGUGGCAUCUGUGGCAAGUCUUUUAAGAAGCAAAUCCACGUGCGCAACCAUAUCCGCAUUCAUACCGGUGAGCGGCCCUUCCAGUGUUCUGACUGCGGCAAAACCUUCUCCGCUCUGGCCAAUCUGAUGAGGCACAAUCUCAUCCACUCCGGUGUGCGCCCAUACCGCUGUGACGUCUGCCACCGCUCCUUUUCUCAGUCGUCCAACCUCCGUCAGCACAGCCUGCUGCACUCCAACGCUGCAACACUGUGCUGCCCGGACUGCCCCGCCACCUUUCGCUGGCCUAUCAAGUUAGCAGCACAUCGCUACACUCAACAUCCAGGGGCCCCGGCCCCUUUCCCAUGUCCUCACUGUGAGGCUGGCUUCCUGACUAGGAGGCAACGAGACAGCCACUGUCUGCAGCAGCACCCGGCCCUGGUGCAAGCUGGCACAGGGACAAAAGAGGGCAAAGAGACAAACGACCAAGCAGAGUUGACUUCCGAGCCCUCCACCUCAACCACAGCAGAGACCGAAUCAGGGGACUCAACCGGUCUUGUGCGGGGGGGUCUAGAUUGUAACGUUUGUGGGAAGAAGCUCAAUUCUCCUGCCAAUCUGCGACUUCACAGACUGAGCCACUUCGCCUUAGGCCCUGGGCGGUCGCGGUGCGCCACCGGGAAGCGCCCCAAAGCCCACCAGUGUCCUAUCUGUGGCAAACUAUUUGUGUCUUCCUCUGGAGUUGUACUACACCAGCGGGUCCACACGGGUGAGCGCCCAUUUCCUUGCCAAGUGUGCGGCAAACGCUUCCGUCAGAACACACACCUGCGAGAGCACCUGCGCACGCACUCGGGGGAACGGCCAUUUCGCUGUGAAGUGUGCGGAAAGGGUUUUGUCCAGAGUAUGCACCUGGCUGAACACCGUCGGACACACACAGGCGAACGGCCACAUGUGUGCCCGCAGUGUGGCAAAGCCUUCAAGACCUUCUCCAACCUGAGGAACCACAAAAAGACGCACGCUAGGCAGCAGAGGCUGGAUGAAGAGGCUGCUGCCCACGCUGCCAUGGAGACCAGCUCUGCUGCGGCAGUGGUGGACGCUUCGGCAGUGGAACUAGCUAACGGGCAGCCUCAGCUCAUCCAGAUCCAAGCCUCAGAUCUUCCGCAGACACAGGGCACUCCUACUAUCAUGUGUAAUGAGUUUGGAGAGACCAUAGCCAUCAUUGAGACCAGCGAGGGAGAAGCGCUGCCUCUGGAGCGGGCCUUGGAGAUUUAUCACACCGCUUUGGAGAACGGCCUCGCUAUGGACACAGUCGCCGUGGACGGACUGCAGAUCCUCUGAGGACGAGUUUAAGUGGACAAAAAAAAUUAAGUUUAUUCUGCCAAAUUGAGGAGUUAAGUACUUGUCUUAAUACUGACUAUUUGACUACUUUGAGGUUGAAUAUUCAGUUCAGACUUACUGGAACCAGAUAAUUAUGCACUGGACAAGAAUGCUACAAAAUGUCAAAAUUGAUAUUGAGUUCAGCAAACAGACCAAAGUAAAUAAUCUUCCCUACAAAGCUAUGAGAGGGAGCAGGAAUGAAGUUUACUAAAAUUAAGGACAUGACAUUCAUCAUGAAUAAGGACCAUUGGUUGUGCCUCAGAUGAGAAGAUGAUUUGUAUGAUUAAUUUUAUCAUUUAUACAAAAUGGAUGUGAUUUGUCUUCAGGUUUGGUAGUGCUGUUGAAAAUAGUUGAACUCAAUAAAAUGUAAAAUGUUUUUUUUAAGGUGAUAAA